AUGUUUGAAGUAGCAAUUUCGCGACUUGGUAAAAUCCUCGAGACACACCCGUGGGCUGGAGAGCUAGCAGGGAUACUCCCACUGUCUGCUUUGAUCGAUUUCAUGGACUUACCGAGGAAACUUCAUGUCUUUGAACUGGCAGGUGCAGUGCCGUUUUGGAGUUGGCCAGUCACACCAGCUGGUAGCCGUCUUCUGCUGUCAAGCAAACAUACGCAAAGGGACUGCUGCCUAGAUCGAUAUGGCAGCAGCGUGGCUUUGACAGCCCUGGACGGCUGCUAUGGAGACCAAUACAUUGUUAGCAGUCCUGAGACCGUGCGCAUGUGCAUUUCGUCACGCGAAACACACACACUCCCGAAUGAUCACGACAACAUGGCCGGGGAAAAUCUGAAAAUCCAAAACCUGGAGAUAAUUUGCAUUUCCAGAGAGCGCAAACCCGAGCGCCGAUUCCAGCCAUCACAAUCCUGGUUAGGCCGAAUCCUCCUGGACCCCUGGCUGGCGUUUUCAUAUCAAUACCUGCUAAUAUCCACAUUGGGAUGGAUUAUGUUGCUUGGUAUGAUCAUCAUGAGCGGCAUUUUCAGAUGCUAUCUCUCCCUUACCUUCCUCAUCGUCAUCCCAGUGACCGGCGUCGUCAUCUUUUGUCUCCAUGGGAGCACGCCUAGGAGACUGCUUGUUCAAGAACAGAGCGAUUAUAAUCGCUUAGUUGUCGUGGCAGAGCACAUGAAUGCCACGGACUGGAUGGUUUUCUACGGAGAAAGCACCAUAGUCAACUCACUCCUCAACCGACCACUGGAGCCCAUGGGGCCACGACUUUCCAAGUCCGCUUCGGCUAUUCUCAGGGGGGCUCUCAGAGUCCUUGUUCUCGGGCAAUGGGGUCUUGCAAUCGGGGUAGCGGCGCUCAAGGACUGGAACGCGUUUUUCAUAACCUUCUGGAUCGCUUUCUGCAUAUUCUCGCACGCUUACCUUAUCGCCCCUCCGAUGUCAGCAAAUGACUGGAUGAGGUCUUAUGCGAACAUCAAAAUGGCGCGUUACCAGACUCAGCUUAGUUCUCGGAGAAGUUUGUUUAAUACGAUAAUUGCUCUGAACCCAGACACUUUCUCCUGGGACAAUCGCAUGGAUCAGGAGGACCGAACAAAGUUUUCCGAAGGAGCCAUGCGAUGGAUUGAUCCAAUUUUAACUCGAGGCUCUAGUCGUACGAAGUGGGAAGAUGCAACCCGGACUGCAAUGGACGAGGCACUAUUACGAUACUCGACGGAGAGUCUAGUAUCACCGGCGUGGCAAGAUAAGGAUGGAGAAGUUCUUGGCUUCGAUUGGAAUGAUAAUUACUCCCGGGAAUACUGGAAGUCGUUUAUACUCGAGGGCAUCUACAUGGCGGCGAAGAUCAAGGAAGAGACAAGGCUGUUUGGACGGAAAGUAACGAAAAUUGUGUAG
This is a messenger RNA of Diplodia corticola, 1428 nucleotides long. Its product is annotated as peptidase family m3. The coding region runs from base 1 to 1428 and encodes 475 amino acids. Lineage: Eukaryota; Fungi; Ascomycota; Dothideomycetes; Botryosphaeriales; Botryosphaeriaceae. The record is from RefSeq and is a predicted model, not a curated record. The transcript has a single exon.